AUGAGGGCUGCAUCUAAAGCAAUCGGCUUGGCUGUGACCAUGGCACUCCUGGCAGCAUGCGGAGCCUCCGAGUACGAGUAUCUGAGCUGGAAGCAAGACUCGUACAACGGCGGGCGCAGCUACGGAAAGCCCCCGCAGUGCGUGGACAUCCCGGACGACCUGCGACUAUGCCACAACGUGGGCUACGGUCAGAUGUUGUUGCCUAACCUGCUGGAACACGAGACCAUGGCCGAAGCGAAGCAGCAGGCCGGCAGCUGGGUGCCCCUGGUGCACAAGAACUGCCACCCGGGCACGCAGGUAUUCCUCUGCUCACUCUUCGCGCCGGUGUGCCUGGAAAGGCCCAUCUACCCGUGCAGAUGGCUGUGCGAAGCCGUGCGGGACGGCUGCACCCCCAUCAUGGAGGCGUUUGGCUUCCCCUGGCCGGAGAUGCUUACCUGCGACAAGUUCCCUCAAGACGACGUGUGCAUCGCCAUGUCUCAACCCAAUGCCACAGAAUCCACAAAGCAGACAGGUUACUCUCCAGUCUGCCCUCCCUGUGACAAUGAAAUGAAAACAGAUGCCAUGCUGGAGCAUAUGUGUGCCAGUGAGUUUGCUUUUAAGACUAAGAUCAAGGAGGUGAAGCGAGAGAACUUGGACCGCAAGGUGAGCUUUCAGAAGAGAAAGAAAAUGCUGAAAGCAGGCACUCUGAAGAAGAAGGAUAUGAAGAAGCUGGUGAUGUUCCUGAAGAAUGGCGCAGACUGUCCAUGUCAACAGCUGGACAACUUGGGUAACCAGUAUCUUAUCAUGGGACGCAAGGUUGACAAGCAGUUCCUGCUCACGGGCAUCCACAAGUGGGACAAGUCCAGCAAAGAGUUCAAAAAGGCCAUCAAGAAACUCAAGACCCACAAAUGUCCUGCCUUCGAGAAUGUUUUCAAAUAA
This is a messenger RNA of Nerophis lumbriciformis (worm pipefish), 918 nucleotides long. Lineage: Eukaryota; Metazoa; Chordata; Actinopteri; Syngnathiformes; Syngnathidae. The record is from RefSeq and is a predicted model, not a curated record.